This is a messenger RNA of Zootermopsis nevadensis, 2421 nucleotides long. RefSeq lists its product as uncharacterized. Lineage: Eukaryota; Metazoa; Arthropoda; Insecta; Blattodea; Termopsidae. The record is from RefSeq and is a predicted model, not a curated record. Gene Ontology annotation, biological process: regulation of transcription by RNA polymerase II. Gene Ontology annotation, molecular function: RNA polymerase II cis-regulatory region sequence-specific DNA binding; DNA-binding transcription factor activity, RNA polymerase II-specific.
GACCUCCAACACAUCCCGUGGAUUGUACAUAAUAAUACAGUUUGGUUUGAGAGAAAUUUUCAGUUUAGUGUGCGAAGUAAAGGUGGAUUGAAGUGGACGACAGCUAGCAAAGUUAUAAGACAGCUUGCUUCAGGAAAUAUGGACAGACCGUCAGAUAUGGUGCUGUCACCACCUGCAACUCCGCCACCGCGGAAUUCAGAAUAUCAUAACAGCACAGUGGAUUUUGAUUCUGUGAAGGCAGUGCUACCAUUCAACAAUGAAAUUGCAGAUAGCAAGAAGAGGAAACUUACUAAUAACUAUCACCAUGAGGUGGUUCUCCCACCAGGGUUGCCAACACCUCAGCCAUCAGACUCUGAGAGUGAGGAUACCAUAGCAGACUUACCACUGAGAAAACGUUCUUGCAGCCAGCUGAACACUGCGGAGUUCCAACUAGAUCAGCUUCCACAAGCCAGUACUCCACCAAGAACACCCAGCCCAGACACAAUUGUACCAGUGACAUCCAUGCAAGUUUCUGUUAUCAUGAAGGCUAACAAAGAUGGGACAUGCUCACCACAGCCAUACGCAGGGAGAGUGGAUACAGAGGAAGACGGCAGUAGGGGGUGCAAGAAGUGUGGCCAAGAAGAAAGCAAGCCGGAAAGAGCAGAGGCAAUUCAGGCAGAAUGUGGAUCAUGUUUCUUGGAGAGAGCAGUGUCUCCAGAGCCACGCGAAGAGAACAUUUUGAAGAGCCUCAAGUACAAAAUGAGCUCUAGGAAGGAGUUAAUCUUUGUGAACAGCAAAGACACAAACCGAGAGAUGGGUGGUGCCUUAAGCAAGAGCGCAUACUCUGUACCUGCUUCAUCUCCAUUUUUGUCAUCAUUGCCUUCACCUCAAAAUGCUCAGGGUAUCCUUCGAUCUCAUAUGAAUCUCUCUCAUCAUUUGUUCACUCCCAGUAUUAGUCAGAACAAUCCUCCAGUUGCCAUCGCUCCAAAACUGGCCAUUGUUCCGCCGCCACCCCGCCCAGUCUUCCCCCUGGUGUCUGUUCCCUGCACCACCAGUAAUAUAAAGCAGGGUUCUGAGAAGAACACCACCCAAGCUGUGAUACUGACGGGCGGCACACUCAUUCCUGUGACAGCUACCACUCCUCAGCAAGUGCCUGCAUCUCCACAAACAUCUGUAACACACAUUGUGCUGACACCACAGACGCAGCAAGAUGCAAAACUCUGUUCUGCUACUAGCAUCGUCCUGUUUGCAGCACCACACCAGCAAAACAAAGAGCCACCACCGGGUGUGGACUCCCGGCGCCGCGUGUAUGAAUGUGACUAUGCAGGUUGUGGCAAGAACUACUUUAAGUCAUCACAUCUCAAGGCUCACACACGGACGCAUACAGGAGAGAAACCAUUUGCGUGCCAGUGGGAUCGGUGCGGGCGCCGGUUCUCACGUUCCGAUGAGCUCUCCCGCCAUAAGCGUACCCAUACUGGCGAGAAGAAGUUCGGCUGCAGGGUGUGUGCACGCCGUUUCAUGCGUUCUGACCACCUGGCUAAGCACGUGAAACGGCAUGCUCGUGAAGCAGGUCCCAGAACUCGGGCCCCACUGUCACCACCGCAACCCAUGCACCUGAACCUAGUGCUGCCCCAGCCAUCUAUAAUACCUCUUCGCCCUUUGUCACAAAAUACCUAACUUAUUUAACGUCAAUGCUAUCAAAACUGGUUUUACUUGUUCUUGCUUGUUGUUUUGCUGAAUGCAGCCCAUACUUUGACUAGCGGGCCUCCAUUCGAGAGGAUGUUUUUCAACUUUUCUCUUUUAAUGUGGCUGUAUCCUGUUGUAGAAGUAUUAUUUGGUAGUUUGGAUUUACGUUUUAAAAUGAAAUAUAUUACUUGCAGUUUUGAGAAAAUUAUUUGCAUUGAUGUGGUGUUCUUUUAAAGUAAUCAAGCAUUCUUGACUAUUCUUUUCAAAGUGAAGCACAUUCCAAAGUGUAAUUUCAUCUUUAUUGAUUGUUGGGUUGGGUGUUGACGAAGAAAGCUGAGCACAUCUGAUAUAUUCACCAUCAAUGCUAGGGAAUUUGUUUUAUACUCACAUAUGACAAAAUGGGGUUAUCAUCAGCUGUGGGAUUUUAUGUUUACACGCAGAUGUAUUUGUCAUGAGGAGAUGCAUGCAUAAACCAAGACUGACUGAGCACUAAGAAAUUUUCAGGGUUUUUUUUAAUUUCUUUUAAUACAAAUCUGUGAUGUAUAUAGCAGUUGUUAAGUAGAAGUUAAUUUAUUACUACCGUUCAUCUUAGCUUUAUAUUUGUAUUAACCAUGACCAGUAAGAGAUAAAGGCUUCUAGAAUCUUUUCCUGUAACCUUGAAGGUUGUAUCUUUUUAUCUGUGCAUUGCAAUCACUUUAACAAUUGUAUAUCUUAUAAUUUCGGUAUUAUAGUAAAAUUAUAUAUGUUUUAAGUGCC